UCAAGUGGUGGGUAGGGUUAGGUACAGGGACCGGAGAUUACGAGCUUCCAGAAAGCGAUUCUUCUACUGCAGGAUCAACGGGCGCUGCAGCAGUGGGAUGAGAGUUGAAGUCAACGUCAUCUCCGCCGCUGUGUGCGUCGACUCCGCCAGCCGCACCGAAUCAAGUGUGGCGUCGAUGGCCGGAACCACCAGUUAUAAACUUGCUUUUGGUGUUGUGGCUCCUACUGCGACGCCCAACGAGCAAUCUACGGCGGCUUUGCCGUGCGUAUGGUUGAUAGAGAUAAUUAAUCUAAUCCAUUUGGAAGAAGACCAGACAAUCUGGAGACUUGAGCAGAGUCCUGGCAUGUUGGAUUAGGAUGUAGAAGGCAGUGUGAUGUAAUAAUCCAUUCGUGGCCAGCCCAUGUUGCCCAAAUUUUAUUAGGCCCAAAAAGAGAGUCGUUAAGGUCUUCAGCGUAACCCUAAUCAGGGGCAGGAGACGCGAUGCGGUGACUAUGGCCACCGGAAAAAGAGCAGCGGGACGAGAGAACCCAAAUGGAAGGCGGUGGGAGGACCUCAACCCGGAGUUACUGGUGACGAUCUUUCAGAGGUUAGGGGUGGCCGAUCUCAUCGCCGGCGUUCCCUUCGUUUGCUCUUCUUGGCGCGCCGCUACGCUCGAUCCCCUCUGCUGGCUGGAGCUCGACUUUCGCGACUGGAUCCGUAUCUUCCAGCAAAUAGGUGUCUCUCCGUCCUGCGAUCUCAGAUCUGUCUUCAGCCACAUCCUCCGAUUUGCUGUCGCUCGCAGCCGUCAUCUCCUUAAAUGUAUAUAUUUUCCUUCCUUCGUCUUCGACGAGGAUUUAUUCAAUGUCGCCACAAGUUGUCCAAGAUUGGAAUAUUUCGACUUCCCAAACGGUGAUUCAGCAAUGGAUGCUGAAUUAUUCUACAACGCUAUCACCCGACUCAAGUUCCUAAGAGGCAUGAAGGUGAACGAGCGCUUCAUAGAGUUUGAUGUGCUUCAACAUGUUAAUCAGUGCUGCGUUCACUUGACAGACCUGGGAGUCUUUUCUCAUGGCAUGGAUGCGCGCAUGGCGUCCAUUAUUUGCGAGUCUCUUCCAUCUAUUCGUAAGCUUGAGAUUACAGAUCCUGCGCUCUCAUCACAAGCAAUCAUUGUGUUUCUAGACGGAUUGAAGGAACUCGAGCAUUUUGAUAUCUCUGGAUAUAAGAAUUCUCCGAUCACUGAUGUGGUUCUUAAGAAGGCUUUACGUCUAAAAAAUUUCAUAUGGAACUCAGGAAUUGAGUUGGGUGAAUUUAUUGACUGCAGUUUUUGUGGCCCAAAUAUAGUUAUGAAGGAAUCCUGCAGGACUUCCAAAUCAAUAUUUCAGAGUGUUGAAGAUGUGAGUUCCCUGUUUGAGUUCCAUGAAUUGGUGGAUCUCCGAGAAAAGCACUGCAUACCUCAGAAAUCUUGCAAAUGUUUGGGUCUUCUAGACUGCAGUGAGGACUAUUCACUGCAUAAACCCUGCAUGUGCAUGCUUAAAGAAAAGGUGAUGGAGUGGUUGACGGGAAAAUUCCCGGUUCAGUCCCAAAUGUUUGGGUACUUUCCCGGUUCAGUCCUAAUUGUUUUAAUGUUCUCGGUUACAUCCCAAAUGUUUUUAAAAUAUUCCCGGUUCAGUCCUAAUUGUUUUAAUGUUCUCGGUUGCAUCCUAAAUAUUUUUGAAAAAAUUUCCAGUUCAGUCCUAAUUGUUUUAACAUUCUCGAUUGCAUCCCAAAUAUUUUUAAAAAAAUCCCAGUUCAAUCCUUCCAUUUAUUUCAUUAUUAAAAGUAACAGAAGAUGUUCACGUGCAACUCACACAUAAUAAAAGACCCAAAAUCCUAAAUGUAAAAACCUAAUUUCUUUCUUCCUAUCUUCCCAUUGUUCUUUCCCCAAACGCAUACAUCGUUCUUUCUCCAAAUUAUAGUAAUUUAUCAAUUAAUUUAUUAUGCCAUAAUACAUACUGAUUAAUGUAUGAUGCAUGUUUUUUGUCCAUAUCAUUCCAAAUACAUUAAUCAUGCAUAUUUUUUGUCCAUAUCAUUCCAAACAAAUAUUAUGGAAUGUGAAUGUGGUAGUGUUGUUAAUUUACUGCUCAAAUAAUGAGGCCACACCAAUUUUUUGGAAUUGGAAAUUCUAAAUUCUACCAACAAAAAAGAGAAUGAAGGGCAAAAAAUAUUAUUUGGGUCUUUUAUUAUGUGCGAGUUGCACGUGAACAUGUUCUGCUACUUUUAAUAAUGAAAUAAACGGAAGGACUGAAUCGAGAAUUUUUUAAAAACAUUUGGGAUGUAACCGAGAACAUUAAAACAAUUAGGACUGAAUCGGAAUUUUUUUAAAAACAUUUGGGAUGCAACCGGAAAUGUUAAAAUAAUUAGGACUGAACCGGGAAAGUACC
This is a messenger RNA of Zingiber officinale, 2396 nucleotides long. Its product is annotated as F-box/LRR-repeat protein At3g48880-like. Lineage: Eukaryota; Viridiplantae; Streptophyta; Magnoliopsida; Zingiberales; Zingiberaceae. The transcript has 2 exons. The record is from RefSeq and is a predicted model, not a curated record. The coding region runs from base 492 to 1829 and encodes 445 amino acids. Gene Ontology annotation, molecular function: protein binding.